AGCGCUGCCCGGGUGGCAGAUCGCUCCUUUGGGGAUCUGCGGGGCGCCCACUCUCGCCUCUCCUUUCGUCGCGGCCCGCAGCGAGAGCUGCAAACGCGGGAAUAAUGUGGAACGUGUGGAUGGUGCUUGCCUUCGCCUUGUCGGCCUGCGUCUCGGGCGAGACGAGAGCAGAUCUGACCUCUGAUAAAGACUUAUACCUUGACAACAGCUCUAUUGAGGAAGCAUCGGGAAUCUACCCAUUUGAUGAUGAUGAUUAUAUUUCUGGAUCAGGCUCUGGAGAUGAAGAAGAAGAGGAAGAAGAAAACCCAAUAGUGAUGACCACUAGAAUGCUUCCAAAGUUGCUGCCAACAAGUGAUGCUCCUACGAUUGAGAAAACUACACCAAAAAUAAAGACCAAGGUACCUACACAAACAAAGUCACCUGAGGAGAUUGAUAAAAAGAUACUUAAGCCUGAUGCAGAAAACAGAAAUGCUCAGAAUGAGCCAAUUGAAGAUACUGAUGUAUUUACUCGGAAACAUUCAGAGAACCUUUUUCAGAGAACAGAGGUUCUGGCAGCCGUUAUUGCUGGUGGAAUCAUUGGCUUUCUAUUUGCAAUCUUCCUUAUCCUGCUUUUGGUGUACCGCAUGAGAAAGAAGGACGAAGGGAGUUAUGACCUCGGGGAGCGUAAACCCUCCAGCGCUGCCUACCAGAAGGCACCCACUAAAGAGUUUUAUGCAUAAAACUCUAAACGUAGUGUCUCUAUUUCAGAGAUCACUGAACUUUUUAAAUAAAGCUUUUUUUUUUUGCCUAGAAUAAUGAAGAACUUUUUUUUCCAUUAAAGAGCCUUUAUGGCACCUUUAUGAUAAAAAAGAGAGAUCCCAUUGUAUUUAAAACUUUCAUGUAUUCCUUUUAAAAAAUGUAAAAUAAAAUCUUAACAUUUUGCAGUAUUCUGUGAAUAGCAGUGGCAACAUAUGAUUUUAUAUAGCCGUUGAUGUUCACCGAAUUAUUUACAAAAAAUUAUGCAUAAGUGGAAAUGAUUGUUUUAUCUGAUGGUUCAAUGGAAGUUGUUUAAUUUUGUCAGCAUGUCUGAUGAUUCUCACAAGUUAGUUUUUAUUUCAUUAAUUUAUCUGUUCUCCAAAAUUAAAAAUAAAAUGCCUUUUUGUAGUUGUCCUAGUGCAAUUUGUGUUCAUAUAAUUCAAAUAAUGGUAACUCUUAGUGUAAAUGUAUUUUUUCAGCUAUGUAAACCUUAACCUCCAUUUUGUAUAAAUUUUACUGUCAGAAACUACAUUUUACCCCUGUUUUUUUCAGUGGUUUGUGUAGCUUGAUUGAAAUUUAAAGUGUAAAAUUGGACUACUACUGCAAACUAUAUAAUUACUUCCCUUUACAAAACAAAUCUUUAUAGGAGAUAUUUUCAGUAAGCUACUGACAAGCCUACAUAAACCCAAAGACUCUUAACAGUAUUGCAAGGGGUUGCUGCAAAAUUUCUUUGGCCACUUGUUUUUUUUUAUUUUAUUAAUUGCAAUUUGAAGGUACGAGAUAAAAUUCAAAAUGAAUCUGAAUCCUUUGUUCCUUUUUUUAAGCAUUUAAAGUAAAUGUCUUUUAAAGCCUUUGAAGUGCCUAUGAUUCUAUGUAACUUGUUGCAGACUGGUGUUAAUGAAUAUAUAACAUUAAAACAAAGAAAUGUUGAUAUUUUAUAAGCACAGACAAUUCUAAUGGUAACUUUUGUAGUCUUAAAUGGAUAGACAUAAAUUGUAAUUUGGAAGCAUAAACACUACUGAAUAAAUCAUGUGGCCUAAUACUGAAA
Protobothrops mucrosquamatus (brown spotted pit viper) is the source of this 1783-nucleotide messenger RNA. RefSeq names its product syndecan 2 (gene SDC2). Bases 105 to 719 code for a protein of 204 amino acids. The transcript is spliced from 5 exons. Gene Ontology annotation, biological process: dendrite morphogenesis; cell migration. Gene Ontology annotation, cellular component: membrane; cell surface. The record is from RefSeq and is a predicted model, not a curated record. Lineage: Eukaryota; Metazoa; Chordata; Lepidosauria; Squamata; Viperidae.